AUGCCUGAGAAGUCAGCUAAGAGGGUAAGAAAUCAAAUGCAGAUUCGAAUCCCUGAGAAGUCAGCUAAGAGGGUAAGAAAUCAAAUGCAGAUUCGAAUCCCUGAGAAGUCAGCUAAGAGGGUAAGAAAUCAAAUGCAGAUUCGAAUCCCUGAGGAGUCAGAUAAGAGGUGUUUGUUUUUUUUUUUCUUGCUGACAUUAUUCUUAGAGGGCAAAGGAAAAAGGAGAAAUCCUCUUCAUGAUUUCAAAAAAACAGGAGAGACGAUGCUCAUUAAAGUAAACAAAUCACUGGAAGUAAAAACCAAGCUGUUAAAUACCACGGAGCAAUGUGCCAAGAGGUGCAGCAGGAACAAAGGCCUUUCAUUCACAUGCAAGGCCUUUGCUUAUGACAGAGUUACAAAACGAUGCCAUUGGUUAUCCUUUACCAGCUUGACAAAUGGUGUGAGAAAGAAGCAAGACCAUGCGUUUGAUCUGUAUGAAAAAAAGGACUAUGUUAGGAAUUGUAUCAUCGGAAAAGGCGCGAACUACAAAGGGACGAUAUCUGUCACCAAAAGCGGGAUCCAGUGUCAGGCCUGGAAUUCCAUGAUCCCCCAUGAGCACAGCUUUUUGCCUUCGAGCUAUCGGGGUAAAGACCUGCGGGAAAACUACUGCCGAAACCCCCGAGGGGAAGAGGGAGGGCCGUGGUGUUUCACCACCAGCCCAGAGACGCGCCACGAAGUCUGCGACGUUCCCCUCUGUUCAGAAGUUGAAUGCAUGACUUGUAAUGGAGAAAGUUACAGAGGACCAAUGGACCACACAGAGUCAGGCAAGGAGUGUCAGCGCUGGGAUCUUCAGAGGCCACACAAGCACAAGUUUCGUCCGGAGAGAUAUCCUGACAAGGGCUUUGAUGAUAAUUACUGCCGCAAUCCUGAUGGCAAGCUGAGACCGUGGUGCUACACUCUUGACCCUAACACCCCCUGGGAGUUCUGUGCAAUUAAAACGUGUGAUCCGACCGUUGUGAACAGCACGGACACGGCGGCCGAGACAUUAGCAUGCAGCCAGGGCCAAGGCGAGGGCUACCGCGGCACCGUGAACACCAUAUGGAGCGGAGUCCAGUGCCAGCGGUGGGACUCCCAGUUUCCUCACCAGCACAACAUCACUCCAGAAAACUUCAAGUGCAAGGAUUUGAGGGAGAACUACUGCCGAAAUCCAGAUGGAUCUGAAUCACCCUGGUGUUUUACUACUGACCCAAACAUCCGGAUUGGUUAUUGCUCCCAGAUUCCUAAGUGCGAUGUAUCAAAUGAACAAGAUUGUUAUCGUGGCAAUGGCAAGAGUUACGUAGGGAAUUUAUCCAAGACAAGAUUUGGGCUAACUUGCUCCACGUGGGAUAAAAAUAUUGAAGACUUACGUAGGCAUAUACCAAUAUUCAGAGAACCAGAUGUUAGUAAACUGAAGAAAAACUAUUGCCGCAAUCCAGAUGAUGAUGCUCAUGGUCCCUGGUGUUACACAGAUGAUCCUCUAGUUCCCUGGGAUUACUGCCCUAUUUCUCGAUGUGAAGGUGAUACAACUCCUAUCACAACCAAUUUAGAUGAUACUGUCAUUCCUUGUGCCUCAACAAAACAGGUGAGAGUUGUAAAUGGAAACCCAACACAAACUAACAAAGGAUGGAUGGUUAGUCUGACAUACAGGAAUAAACAUAUCUGUGGAGGUUCUCUGAUAAAGGAAGACUGGAUUCUAACGGCAAGGCAGUGUUUCCCUUCUCGGUACAAAGAUUUGAAAGAUUAUGAAGCCUGGCUUGGAGUUCAUAAUAUCAAAGAAAGGGGAGAGGAGAAGCAUAAACAAGUUCUGAAUAUCUCCCAGUUGGUAUAUGGGCCUGAAGGGUCAGAUCUGGUCUUACUGAAGCUUAGCAGACCUGCCAUAUUGACAAAUUUUGUAGAUAUAAUACGACUGCCCAUUUCUGGAUGCACCAUUCCAGAGAAGACCACUUGCAGUGUUUAUGGAUGGGGAUACACUGGAUUAAUUCACUAUGAUGGCCUUCUCCGAGCAGCAAACCUGUUUAUUUUGGGAAAUGAGAAAUGCAACCAAUAUCUCAAAGGGAAGAUCACUGUGAAUGAGUCAGAAAUCUGUGCUGCAGCUGAAACCAUUGGUGCUGGACCUUGUGAGAGAGAUUAUGGUGGUCCCUUGGUUUGUGAACAAAACAGGGUGAAGAUUGUAGUGGGUGUCAUUGUUCCUGGCCGCGGAUGCGCCAUCCGAAAUCGUCCUGGAAUUUUUGUUCGGGUGGCAUUUUACUCCAAGUGGAUACGCAAGAUUCUGCUGACCUACAGAUGAGUUGCAGCUGAAUGCCCUGCACAAGUCAACAACUGCAUCCACAGAAAGAUUUUGGACCACGUGAAAUUAAUGUAUAAUGUAAAGAUCAACAAUUUUUAACUACUUGAUAGUCAAGUUUGUUGAGCUUUUAAUAUUUAUGGGUGUUUUUGGUAUUUUUUUGUCUAUCAUUAGUGUUGUUUUAUAAAUGUUGGAGUGACUUAUAGUGUAUGCAAGUAUGGUGACAUAUCUCCUGAAGAUACUUGAAUGCGUAAACAAUUUCGCAAAGAUCUUGCUGGAUGAUCAACAGUCUUAUAGAAAUAGAUCAUACGACCUCUUUUAUGCUGCUCUUCAGAUUAUCUGAGAAGGAGAAAGAAAUGACAGUUUUAUUUAACACAUCUUAUUAUUUCUAUGAGCGAUAUAUUUCUCUCCAUAUGUGGCAAAAGACCUACUGAGAGAUAUAUGUAUCAAAGGACAGCGUAUAUGAUCCUAUUUCUCUUCCUACAUUAUGAGAGGUUAAAAGUCUGAAUGUUUCAUUAAAAAAUCAUCUCUUUAGAAGUUAUCUUUUCACUGUUGACCAACAUCGAUUAGUGGAGUUCUCAUAGCUGUUAAUAUCACUUCCUUUUACAUAUGGUUUAUAGACUCUAGUUCUGUACUUGGUCCCCUCAGUGCAUACAUGGUCCCCUAAGAGAUAUCUCAAGAAACCCUCUGGAUGAGGGAAGAGAUAUAGAUGUGGAUUGGAUGGCAAAUUAUCAGUCAUUUGUUUAAAGGAAGUCCUAGAAAUAACUGUGAUUUUACAGUGCUAAGUGUAUUUCACAGGAUUUGAAAAAAUUAAUCCUGAUUAUCUACUGACAGACAUUUUUGUCAUUAAAAGAAAUUUCAAUCAAAUAUGCCUGAAUCUUUCUCAAAAAAUAAGUUUUACAAAUUCAGUUGAUUCUAAUUAAAACAGAGAAAGGGACAGCUGAAUCGGGCCCCUUGCUUAAAGGCUUAAUAGUAAGAAAAUAUAAAAUACCAUAAUUGUCUUUUCAGAGACAUUAGACCUUUAAUAAAAUCCUACAAAAGAUUUGUUGAAAAUAUAUCAUUUGUAUAAUUCCUUUCAGGAUAACAAAAUUAUUGCAGGGAUUAAUAUGAUCUUGUGUGCAACACGGAAAACGUCAGCAACGGUUUGGUAGCUUGUCUCUCCCUUCAUUAUGUAGAACCAUUAUUUUCCACCCUACUGGUGGAGAAAGGGAAUAAAUAAUCAGCAUUUAUGAAAAGUGCUUGUUCUUCUUUAGACUUUUGCUUAUAUGGGUGGAAGCAUUAUACAAUUAGCAGAAGGCAAUGUUUUAUUAUAGGUACCAUCAAUUACCCUGUAAUUUCUGGAAAAUUGAUAGCACAUAUAUCCAAUUGUUAUUUUUACUACUGUACAUGUAAUUGCAUAAGUAACUGCACUGUUACUAAAUUUGUGAGCUAUGUAAUUAUAUAUGUUUCCAGUAGCAAGUUGAAAGGUAUGUAUCAUAUCUAACUGCAUAGCCACUAAAACUGACAUCGUGGUGUAGACAUAUAAAAGAACGUUUCAUUACAUUCAGAUGACGUAGGGUUGAAUUCUGCCCUGGCAGAAAGUAACCAUGUUAGGGGAGCUGCCUUGGGAGGCAGCCCUGAUGUUGACUUACCAAAUCAUUUUCUUCAGCAGUGCACUUUGACUUCAGUGGGACUCAAAUACGCUCACAUAUCCUGGUGAACUGGGAUGAGUUUCAGCCUAUGCUUAAGUGGCUUGCUGAGAUUGAUGUCAAGCAUCCAAAAGAUUCUACUGGCACACAGAAAGAAGCAUUUCAGUAAGCAGAGCUUCUGAAAUCCCUUCUAAUGUAAAUAGACUCCUUGGACAAGAUGUGACUUUUCUGUACAGGGGAUCUGAGGUUGUGGAUGCUACAUGGAUAGUCUAUCUUGAUCUCUUCUGGUUGCCACCGAAGGCUUUCUGCUCCUUUUGGUCUCUCCUGUUCACCAGGCCAGAAGAACAGGGCAGGAUUUAGCCUGUUGUAUUUACAGUUAAUUAUUGCUGUGUAUGUAAAGAGUAUAUUCUUACUAAGUAUACACUGACUAUAUCUUAUUGAAGAGAUUGACUUUUUAAGAGAGACUUUUAAAAACUCCAAGUGAGUUUUGUUUUCAGUCACAAGUAGAAUGUGGAAAAAAUAUAUAAUUCCAUGUUCACUCUUCAUAUUCUAAGAAUUGUUAUGUGCUCUCUGUAUUAUAUUUGCAGGCAUUUUGUUAUGUCUAUCU
Molecule: messenger RNA, 4536 nt
Organism: Struthio camelus australis
Lineage: Eukaryota; Metazoa; Chordata; Aves; Struthioniformes; Struthionidae
Source: RefSeq, a predicted model, not a curated record